Populus nigra (black poplar) is the source of this 1181-nucleotide messenger RNA. RefSeq names its product gamma-interferon-responsive lysosomal thiol protein-like. Bases 2 to 892 code for a protein of 296 amino acids. NCBI's taxonomy places the organism in Eukaryota, Viridiplantae, Streptophyta, Magnoliopsida, Malpighiales, Salicaceae. The transcript is spliced from 5 exons. The record is from RefSeq and is a predicted model, not a curated record. Gene Ontology annotation, molecular function: oxidoreductase activity, acting on a sulfur group of donors, disulfide as acceptor.
UAUGAGUUUAAUUAAGGGCAUUGUUGUCGGUUUACCAUCGUCAAAAUUACCACCCUUUUAUAAGUCGACACACUGGAAAAGCAUCUGUAUACGUGCUAUGCUUACAAAAAUGGCUUCUGGGAAACUAGUAUUCUCUUUCAUCAUUACUCUCCUGUUGAUCUUCCUUCUACCUCCAUCUCAUGCUGCUUCUCAUUCGGAUCCUAGUGAUAUCAAGGAUUCAUCAUCUAUCAGUCGUCAAAAGGUUAACCUCUCGGUUUAUUAUGAAGCUUUAUGCCCAUCCUGUGCAAACUUCAUUGUCCAAAGUCUUGCUAGGGUCUUCAACGAUGAUCUUAUCAACAUCAUCAAUCUCAGGAUGGUACCAUGGGGUAAUGCUCAUGUCAACAAAACUGACAGCACCAUCAUCUGUCAGAAUGGUCUUGAUGAAUGUGUUCUGAAUAAAAUACAAGCCUGCGCCAUCAAUGUCUGGCAUGAUGUGGACAAAUAUUAUGCACUGAUUUACUGCAUUGAGUUCCUCGCUAUUGAGGGAAGGCAUUCAAAUUGGCAAUCUUGUUUCAGCUCACUCGGAUUGCCUGAAAAACCUAUUUUGGACUGUUACAAUAAUGGAACGGGAGCGAAGCUUCAAGCUCUAUACGGUUAUGAAACUGCACAUCUUAGUCCGCCUCAGACGUUUGUGCCUUGGGUUGUCGUGGAUAGUAAACAACUCGGAAAUGACUAUGAAAAAUUUACCACCUACAUCUGCAAUGCAUACAAAAGCAAUGUCAUACCAAAUGCCUGCAAAUCACUUCCACCGAAUAAUGUCAGCUCAAGUAAGGAGGAAGAUCCUAUCCAUCCAGUUUGCUACCGAGGUGAAGCUAAGAACUUGACAACUCUGGGACCAAUAAAGAGAACUUGACAUCUCUAUUCUCUAGGCUAGAACACUUUCCUAGCUUAUACCGAAUGGUGCUAUUGAAAUGUUGCAGUUUUCAAUGCCUGAGUUUUGCAAUGUUGGACUGUUGGCUCUUUUUAUGUCACAUUAAUCUGGCAUUGGCAAUCAUUCUGAUUGUGAGCUCCAAAACCAGCAUUGACACGGAUGGCCUGACCACAGUAAUUUCCAGUGUAAAGGGGAGAAAUUUGGAUAAGAUGUUAUAAAUCUGAUGGUGUUAGUGUCCAUUAUUCAAUCAAUUUACUCAAUCCUUUUAUUC